This is a messenger RNA of Drosophila busckii, 4177 nucleotides long. RefSeq names its product adenylate cyclase type 2 (gene Adcy2). Gene Ontology annotation, cellular component: plasma membrane. The transcript has 21 exons. Gene Ontology annotation, molecular function: adenylate cyclase activity. Gene Ontology annotation, biological process: adenylate cyclase-activating G protein-coupled receptor signaling pathway; cAMP biosynthetic process; adenylate cyclase-inhibiting G protein-coupled receptor signaling pathway. Bases 238 to 4113 code for a protein of 1291 amino acids. The record is from RefSeq and is a predicted model, not a curated record. Lineage: Eukaryota; Metazoa; Arthropoda; Insecta; Diptera; Drosophilidae.
AUAUAAAUAAUCAAGGCAUAUAUAUUCAAAUGCACAUGUGAAAUUUAUUUAAAUUGCCAGCAAACAACAUCAACAAUCAACGAUUUAGUUACUCGGUACGGGCUGGGUAGGCUGUGUGUGGACAAACAAGUGCUAAGCGCUGCAGCCUGCAACUGGCAGGCAAUUUAAGCGCACAGCUGGCGGCAUUGGUGGCGGCAGGGGCAGCGGCAGCGGCAGCGGCAGCGACUGUGCAGCGCCAUGGUGAGCCACAAUGCGGAAAUUGUGAAAACGGAAAAUGGCAAAAACGCGAGCAUUAUUGUAACAGCCGGCGGCAAUGCAAUGCAGCCCAUGAAGACAAGCGCAAUAGUGUCCACGUCGCUGGAUGACUUGAGCGAGCAGGAGAAUGGCACAACGGCUGAGGAUAUACACUUGAACGAUUUGUACACACGCUAUCGCCAGAGGCUGCGCAAGUCGCUCUUCAGAUCCGGCCUGUUAACCUCGUUGGUGGCAUGUGUGGUCUCCAUUAUAAUUGGCGUCAUUUACGAGCAGCAUUUGCUGCAAACGCUGCUGCUGGCUUUGGCGGCGCUUAUCUCUGGUUCCAUAUUGACGGCCCUGCAGUUUCCCGCGGUGCUGAGCUCGCCAGCUGCCGCUUUGUCCUUUGCCAUUGUCACCACAUUCUCGUUGGGCACAAUUGCGGCCAUAACUGGGAAUAAUCUGGCGCCGCUGCCAAUGUAUGCAUUGUUUCUGGGCAUACACACCAUGCUGCCCAUAUCCUGGCCGGUGUCGGUGGUGCUGGCAUUGUUUAUGACUGCCAUACAUAUAGUUUAUAGAAUUGGCACAAGUGCGGAUUAUGUGCCUGAUUUGCCAACGCUAUUCGGCGAGAUUGUAAUGCUGGCCAGCGCAUCCGUAUCAGGUCUCUACUAUCGCAUUAUGUCGGAUGCUGCACACAAUCGCACCGUUGAUGGCACACGCACCGGCAUUGAGCAGCGUGUCAAGCUUGAAUGCGAACGGGAGCAACAGGAGCAGCUGCUGCUCAGCGUCAUACCUGCCUACAUAGCAGCCGAGGUUAAGCGCAGCAUUAUGCUCAAAAUGGCUGACGCAUGUCAGCGAGCUGGGGGCCAGGCGUCUACGUCAGCUACACGAUUCCACGAACUGCACGUGCAGCGGCAUACAAAUGUUACAAUACUUUUUGCAGACAUUGUGAACUUUACGCCGUUGUCUUCUUCACUAACGGCUAGCGAUUUGGUCAAAACCUUGAACGAUCUUUUUGGGCGCUUCGAUCAAAUAGCACAGGAAAAUCAGUGCUUACGUAUUAAGAUUCUUGGCGAUUGCUAUUACUGUGUAUCUGGUCUGCCCAUCUCGAGACCGCAACAUGCCAGCAAUUGCGUCAACAUGGGCCUGCAAAUGAUCGAUGCCAUCAGACACGUGCGUGAGGCAACCGGCAUAAAUGUUGACAUGCGAAUUGGCAUUCAUACUGGCAACGUACUCUGCGGCGUCCUUGGCCUACGCAAGUGGCAAUUUGAUGUUUGGAGCGAUGAUGUUACACUCGCCAAUCACAUGGAGAGCGGCGGCGUUGCGGGACGCGUGCAUAUUACAAAGCAGACUUUGGAUUUUCUGGCCGACAAAUUUGAAGUGGAGCAAGGCGAGGGCUUCAGUCGCGAUUCGUAUCUGGCGGAUCACAAAAUCGAAACGUAUCUUAUUGUGCCGCCCAAGCCCGCUUAUAUGCAGAGUGUGCCACGCGUUGUCGAGUGCAUGGAGCAAACAGAGUCGACGCCAGAGCCUGCGGCUAAGGAGGACGGCGAUGCCAACGAGAAGCUGCUGACCACCGAGCACCGUUCGCCCACAAAAGCUGUGAACGCAGAAAGCGUGGCUGAGAAGCAUUCGCCCACCUCGACACACAGCCAGGAGAUUGCACUGCAUGCGCCGCUUACCUCUGCUGCCUCCAUGUCCAUCAAAGAGCUCUCGGAGGAGGAGGAGGAGCAUGCGGCUGCGGGCGACCCACUAUUGGACAGACAUCAGGAGCGCGAUACUCCCAUUGUGGCAUUGCAUCGUGGCAGCGGCGACUCGGCUGCCUCGGAAUCAGCACCCAAGUCUGUCGCACUGUCAUUGCCAGCCGAUGACUUGCUCAGCAUGAGCGGCAGCGAGAGUGGGAUCUCCAACAGCGGUGGUCCGCCGGUCACUACUAGCGUUGCCACGCCCACAACAACAACAGCAACUAGCAGCAUGGGCACUAACAGUUUAACAGUAGCGGAGGCGCCUGAAAGAUCACGUCGUAAGCUUUCCGUGCAGGGUCUAAUGUCCUUUGCCGACAGACGCCGCUCGUCGGGCGCCUUUGUGGAGGGUCGCAAAAUGUCCAUACACAGUGGUGAAAGUUUUCGCAGUCAUGCGGGUCAUGUCACACGCAAUCGUCCCUCGUCCAAGAUGACCAAGUAUGUAGAGUGCUGGGGCGCCGAUAGACCUUUUGCCAACAUAGCGGAGUCCAAGCUGGUGAAAAACAUUGGACUAGCGAGCAUAGCGAUGAUUGAAUCAAAUUUAUUGCCACCGGAGCGUAAAUGCUUCAAUUCCAACUUCUUGGGACCUCCCACAGAGCUCAAACCGCUCACCAUGUGGUACCGUAAUACGCCCAGGGAGGCCAUGUAUCGCGCUCAGCCGGAUACGCAUUUUCGCUUCGAUCUUAUAUGCGCUUUUGUGCUCUUCUUAUCGCUGGCCGUGGUGCAGCUGAUUGUCAUUGACCUCAACUUGGCUCUGCUGGGCUCCUUGCUGGCCAGCUUCAUAUCCUUGGCACUGUUUUUGUAUUUGAGCAACAUGUCAGUGCCGGAUAUGCAUGCCUCCAAUACAGAUCGCAAUGGUCCGGGACAGGUGGUGGCCAGCAGUCGCUAUCUGCGUCUGGCCAUGUUCAUUGUGGUCAACAUACUUAUCUCAGCCUGUGCAGUAUUUAGCGUGAUCAACUAUUCACUGCCGGAUGAGCCUGAAAGCUUUGCUGCCAACAAUAGCAGCCUGCUGGACAUCAAUGCCACCAGCAGCAGUGGCAACAUUACAGUGCUGGAGGAUAUGCAGCCCUUGGAAAUAGCUCAUGCCAUACCCAAAGCUCCCAUCUUUCUCUGCUGCUGCGCCGUUAGUCUAGCGGCCAUUUCAGCUUUUUUGCGCUCUGGAUUUAUACUCAAGUUGAUAACCAUGCUGCUGGCCUUACUUGGCCAGAUGAUUGUGCUGGGCUACAGCGAUCUCUAUGUGCAGUAUAAUCUGCUUAAUCUGCACGAUGGACUGCGCUUGGAGGUGAAGGGCUUUCUGCUGUUGCUGCUGGUGGUCGCCAUACUGCAUACGCUGGAUCGUCAGGGCGAGUAUGUGGCACGCACAGACUUUCUAUGGAAGGCUAAGCUUAAGGUGGAACAGGAGGAAGUGGAAACCAUGCGUGGCAUUAACAAGAUUUUGCUGGAGAACAUUCUGCCAGCGCACGUGGCAACGCAUUUUUUGCAUCUAGAGCGCUCUACGGAGCUUUACCAUGAGAGCUAUUCCUGUGUGGCGGUGAUGUUUGCCUCCAUACCCAACUACAAAGAGUUCUAUGAUGAAACGGAUGUCAACAAGCAGGGCCUGGAGUGUCUGCGCCUGCUAAAUGAAAUCAUUUGUGAUUUCGAUAAGUUACUACUCAAACCCAAAUUCAGCGGCAUCGAAAAGAUUAAAACCAUAGCUAGCACCUAUAUGUGUGCUUCGGGUCUGAGACCAGGCAAAGAGGAUGGCGCUACUUCGCGUAGCUUUGCGGAUGAGAAGCGCACGGAGGAGCACAACGUUGUCAUAUUGGUUGAGUUUGCGAUAGCUUUGAUGUCCAUAUUGGAUUCAAUAAAUCGCGAGUCGUUUCAACGCUUUCGCUUGCGCAUUGGCCUUAAUCAUGGCCCGGUCAUUGCGGGCGUUAUAGGCGCCCAGAAGCCACAGUAUGAUAUUUGGAGCAACACGGUGAAUGUGGCCUCACGCAUGGAUUCAUGUGGUGUCAUGGGACGUCUGCAGACAACGGAGAAUACAGCAAAGAUAUUAAUGGCCUCGGGACACUACGACUGCGAGUGCCGUGGCCUCACCUAUGUGAAGGGCAAAGGGAAUCUAGUCACCUAUUUUGUAAAGACACCAUACGAUGGCAAAUUGUAAUUUCCAUCAAUUGUUGUUUCUGUUUUAGUUUUUAAAAUAUGUUUAGGAAUUGUUUGUUAUUUAU